Messenger RNA from Vombatus ursinus (common wombat), 2615 nucleotides. RefSeq names its product RNA binding motif protein 17 (gene RBM17). Bases 120 to 1331 code for a protein of 403 amino acids. Gene Ontology annotation, molecular function: RNA binding. Gene Ontology annotation, biological process: mRNA cis splicing, via spliceosome; alternative mRNA splicing, via spliceosome. Gene Ontology annotation, cellular component: precatalytic spliceosome. Lineage: Eukaryota; Metazoa; Chordata; Mammalia; Diprotodontia; Vombatidae. The record is from RefSeq and is a predicted model, not a curated record. The transcript is spliced from 12 exons.
GGUGCGGAGCUUGCGCACUUCGGCUCAGCAGCCCCGGGCCCCCUCUAGCCCCGCCGCCGCUGCUGCUCCGGCCCAUGGGGAAAGUCAGCCGGGCCCCCCGGCUUUAAAAAGAAGAAAAGAUGUCCUUGUAUGAUGACCUGGGAGUGGAGACCAGUGAUUCAAAAACAGAAGGCUGGUCCAAAAAUUUCAAACUGCUACAGUCUCAGCUACAGGUCAAGAAGGCAGCUUUAACCCAAGCAAAGGUAAAGAGCCAGAGGACUAAACAAAGUACAGUCCUUGCUCCAGUGAUUGAUCUGAAACGAGGGAGCUCUUCAGAUGACCGGCAGAUUGUAGAUACCCCACCUCAUGUAGCAGCAGGCUUAAAGGAUCCUGUGCCUAGUGGAUUUUCUGCAGGAGAAGUUUUGAUUCCAUUAGCUGAUGAAUAUGAUCCCAUGUUCCCUAAUGAUUAUGAGAAGGUAGUAAAACGCCAAAGGGAGGAGCGCCAAAGACAGCGGGAGCUGGAAAGGCAAAAAGAGAUUGAAGAAAGAGAAAAGCGGCGUAAAGAUAGGCAUGAAGCUAGUGGGUUUUCAAGACGACCAGAUCCAGAUUCUGAUGAAGAUGAAGAUUAUGAGCGAGAAAGGAGGAAAAGAAGCAUGGGAGGUGCUGCCAUUGCACCACCAACUUCUCUCGUGGAAAAAGACAAAGAAUUACCCAGAGAUUUUCCAUUUGAAGAGGAGUCAAGACCUCGUUCACAGUCUUCCAAAGCUGCUAUUCCUCCCCCUGUGUAUGAUGAACAAGAGAGACCACGAUCUCCAACAGGGCCCAGUAAUUCCUUCCUUGCUAACAUGGGUGGUACCGUAGCUCAUAAAAUCAUGCAGAAGUAUGGCUUCCGAGAAGGCCAGGGCCUUGGAAAACAUGAGCAAGGACUGAGCACAGCAUUGUCCGUUGAAAAGACGAGUAAGCGAGGUGGCAAGAUCAUUGUUGGUGAUGCUACAGAGAAAGAUGCAUCCAAGAAAUCAGAUUCAAAUCCAUUAACCGAGAUUCUGAAGUGUCCUACAAAAGUGGUUCUACUAAGGAACAUGGUGGGUGCUGGAGAAGUAGAUGAAGAUCUAGAAGGUGAAACCAAGGAAGAGUGUGAAAAAUAUGGCAAAGUUGGAAAAUGUGUAAUUUUUGAAAUUCCUGGUGCUCCUGAUGAUGAAGCUGUACGAAUAUUUUUAGAGUUUGAAAGGGUUGAAUCAGCAAUUAAAGCUGUUGUUGAUCUGAAUGGGAGGUAUUUUGGUGGACGGGUAGUGAAAGCUUGUUUCUACAACUUGGAUAAAUUCAGAGUCUUGGAUCUGGCAGAGCAAGUCUGAUUUUAAGAACUCAGAGCACAAAUCACCUCUGGCAAUCCUUAGUAAGCCUUUAGGCUGAAAGCAAAGAGGAAAGAAGGCAAGCCUGCUUGACCAGUGGGUAUUGAGACUUUUGGGAAGGACUCCUAAAAUUCAUGUUGACUGACCCUUUUUUUUAUUUUGUGGUUUUUUUUACAUAGUAUAAAAUCCUUUAAAAAAAAAAAAAAGCUCUAUGCCUCUCUGAUUGUUUCUUUGUUUUUCACUACACCAUAGCUGUUUACAUUUAUUGAUAGGCCCUUAUGAUGAUUCUUGAAUGCAUCAGUGAUGUGAUAUUUCAUGAACUGUGGAAAAUCUUGAAGAUAUCAAAGGGCAGGGGGAGGAGGGCAAUCAUAACAUGUGUGAUCCUUCACUUCCUUAGUAAUGUGCUGGCUGUAAGAAAAAACAGCUACACAAACCCCGCAGUAAUCAUCUUGGCAGUCUCUGCCAGUGGUGAAUAUGUCUGCUCUUUUUGGAGCCAGUAAGACCUUUCUGUUAAUUUUUGGAAAACCUCUUUACAUUCAGAAGUAAAAGUGGAGAAUCAUGAAUAUAAGAGAAUGAGUUUGAAUGAAUCAUCUCUCUUCAAGCCAAGACAAAUAGGACUUGGGAAAGGUUUGGAUUGUGUGUUGAUACAGGACUUAGUAGACCUAGUCUCUUGUCUCCGAAGAUCUAAGUACAUCUCUGUGCAGAUAGAGAAAUGCAAAUUAGAGCAAACCCUACACCCUUGCUGACCAAAUUUUGUGCAAGAUUUGCUAUAGUGUUGAUUUUGCUUUAAUAAACAAGAUCCUUAAUUUAAGACAGAAUUCAUCCACUUUAGCUCGAGACAUUAGUGGAUUAAUGAUUCCACUAGCUUGAUGGAAGUAUUGAACUAUUUGAAUGCAAGGUUAGAUGUGGUCUGUAAAAGUUAAUAGGGCCAGAAAAAAAGAGAACUGAUAAAAUGGCCAGUACUGUAAGGUUCACUGUCAGAGUUGGGAGUGUAUCCAGUACAUAACUCGGUGCCUAUGUUCUGUCCUCUUGUUUGCCAGAAUGUUAAGUUGCAAACUACUCUUUUCCCAGAAGUGGCAGCAGUGGGACAGGUACCCAUGUUCUGUUUAUAAGUUGUUCUUCAAUGUGGAAGUGUAUUAUGAUGCUUAGGGGGUAAAAAAAAGGAAUCCCAAUAUUUAAUCUCUUGAUUAAUGCCCUAGACCUGAUUUGGAGGUUUGAGAACUAUUUUUUGCCUUUAAAAAAUUUCCAGAUGUUUUUAGUUCAUAUAAAUAAAACAGUAACAUUUCA